AUGGCCCAGGCUGCUGCUGUCGGAGCCCUUCUCGGUGCCAGCACCGCCUUCUUGGCACCCAGUGCCGCCCCUGCCCCUGCGCCUGCCCUCCGUGGUGCCCCUCACAGCUCCCGUGAGUCCACCGGCCCUGGCCUUGCCGGUGCUGCGGGUGUUGGUGCGGCAGCACUGGGGCUGGGACUGCUGGCAGCCCGUCCGGCGACCACCGCGUGCCGUGCGGCAGCCGUGAAGAAGAAGGGCGUGAAGGUGGUGCACGGCAAGGAGAUCCCAUGGAACCUCUUCUCCCCAAAGGCGCCUUACCAGGGAAAGGUGAUUGAGAAUGACGUGCAUCCGCAGACCUUGACCGAACCCACUGGCGAUGCCAACUGGGAGACGACCCACGUGACCUUCGACCAUGGAGGCAAGGUUCCUUACAUCGAGGGCCAGUCCAUCGGUGGCUUGGAGCAAGAAAGGAAGGGCGAGCAGCCUGCUAAGAUCCGUCUUUACUCGAUCGCCUCCUCCGCGGUGGGCGACAAUCAGAACUCGAAGACGGUGUCCCUGUGCGUGAAGCGUGUGGUGGAGGUGGACGGCAAGUUCGCCAACCGCGAGAAAGGUCAGGACAAGCCUGACAAGGCGGGCACCGCCUUCCCGGAGAACAAGGUCUACCGUGGAGUCUGCUCCAACCACAUCUGCGACAUGACUCCGGGGGACGAGGUCCUCAUCACCGGCCCGACGGGAGCAGAGAUGCUGCUGCCCGAGGAUCCGGAGGCCAACAUCAUCAUGUUGGCCACUGGCACUGGCAUUGCACCCAUGCGCUCCUAUCUGAGGCUGCUCUUCCACGACAAGGCCGGCGCCGGUGAUGGUGGCCGCAAGUUCAAGGGCCUGGCUUGGCUCUUCAUGGGUGUGCCAUAUUCCAAGUCCUUGCUCUACGAUGACGAGCAUGAGGCCUACAAGAAGGCCUACCCCGACCAGUUCCGCUACGACUACGCCGUCAGCCGCGAGCAGAAGAACGCUGCGGGGCAGAAGAUGUACAUCCAGACCAAGAUGGCUGAGUAUGCUGAAGAGCUUUGGGAGUUGAUGCAGGAUGAGAAGACCCAUGUCUACAUGUGUGGCUUGAAGGGCAUGGAGAGUGGCAUGGCGGAGUGCUUCGGCCCCAUUGCCGAGAAGAACGGCCUGGUGUGGACCGAGUUUGCCAAAGCCAUGAAGAAGGCGGACCGAUACCACGUGGAGGUCUACUGA
Molecule: messenger RNA, 1215 nt
Organism: Durusdinium trenchii
Lineage: Eukaryota; Dinophyceae; Suessiales; Symbiodiniaceae
Source: the annotation of a GenBank genome assembly